GUCCAAAGGUGAAGAUAAAAUGAGUGACACAGUGAACGACUCAAAUUCCCAGGGGAAACGUACGAAUCCAGGAAACUGUAGAACCAAUCACAGUAGAGAUCCCAAUCCUGGAGAUGACCUUUGGACUGAUGGUCUUAUUUGUGCAUUUGAAUUUGUUCGAGGUCGGCGAAGAUCAAUUAAGUCAAAGCACUCAUCAAGGACCUCAGAUAGAUUACAAAUGGAAGGUGAAUAUUCAAAAAUGCUUGAUCCUUUAAAUGAUCUGAUAGAUUCCUCUUCCCCGAGGUUAUAUGGAAACAAGUUAUCAGAUUUGUCAUCUGCAAAUGACUUGAGGGGCAGUAGGUUACAUGCCAUAGAUGAUGAAAAGGACAGCAAGGUCCUUCAGUUUAGUCAAUCCGAUGUCACAGAAAAAUAUGAUGGUAGUCAUUGGGUGCCAAUUGGAUGGGCAAGGAUUUCCGAACUCGUCCAGAAAGUUCAGGUUGAUACAGUCUGGUCCUCUCAACACUUUGAGUUUGCUGAUGAGGAAGAUGAUCGCACUGUGGCUGAUCUGGCAGCUCCCUAUUGGGAGCGUCCUGCUGGGCCUAUAUGGUGGUGCCAUGUUUCUGCAGGUCACCCAAACAUUGAAGCUUGGCUCAGCAAUGCUCAAUGGUUACAUCCUGCCAUUAGUUUGGCUUUGAGAGAUGAAAGUCGGCUGAUAAGUGAUCGGAUGAAACAUCUCUUGUAUGAGGUCCCUGUCAGAGUUGCUGGGGGGCUGUUAUUUGAGCUCUUGGGACAAUCGGUUGGUGACCCUCUUGUUGAUGAAGAUGACAUCCCCAUUGUACUUAGGUCUUGGCAAGCUCAAAACUUCCUAGUAACCGUAAUGCAUGUAAAAGGAUCAGUUCCGAGUGUAAAUGUUCUGGGAAUCACAGAAGUUCAGGAGCUUCUUUCUGCAGGAGGGUACAACGUGCCCAGAACAGUCCAUGAAGUUAUAGCACAGCUUGCAUGCCGCCUUUCUCGAUGGGAUGAUAGGCUAUUCCGUAAAUCUAUAUUUGGUGCAGCAGAUGAGAUUGAAUUGAAGUUCGUGAACAGGAGAAACCAUGAAGACCUGAAUCUCUUUAGUGUAAUUCUUAAUCAAGAAAUCAGAAGGUUAUCAAGACAGGUUAUCAGGGUGAAGUGGUCACUCCAUGCAAGAGAGGAGAUUGUC
Messenger RNA from Neltuma alba, 1180 nucleotides. RefSeq lists its product as uncharacterized. The record is from RefSeq and is a predicted model, not a curated record. The transcript has 6 exons. The annotation marks the transcript as partial. NCBI's taxonomy places the organism in Eukaryota, Viridiplantae, Streptophyta, Magnoliopsida, Fabales, Fabaceae.